AUGGUACAAAAGAUAGUGGAGGUUUUGAAGGAGCAGGACGAAGUGAGAUCUUCUGAUAUUGAUGCACCAUAUUCCGAGAUACAUGGUGCAUUGAUAAGCCUUGAGAGCAAAGGGAUAUGUGAUGUGAGAAAGGAGGAAUCAUACCAAGAAGUGCUGACUCCUGAAGGAGAAGAGGUAGAGAAAAAUGGAAGCCCAGAAUACUUGUUUUUUAAGUCUAUAGGAAAAGAUGGUAUAGAUUCUGAUGAGCUAUCGAAGCAUGAGGUAGGAAAGAUGAAUGCAUUUAAGAAUAAAUGGGUAAAAAGGAAAGAUGGCAAAAUUUUUAGAAGCGUAGAAAAGGUUGAAGACAUGAUUCGAAAUAUGGUUAUCAAUAUGAAGAGAGGCAAGGCAACAGAUGAGGAGAUAGAGGUUCUGAGGAAAAGAAAGUUGGUGAUUAGAAAGAAGAAUAUUGUAUUCGUGGCAACUAAAGGACCUAUGUUUUUUGACAAUACCUCAUAUGCUACUGAGCUAACAUCAGGAAUGGUUCUUGACGGGUCCUACAAAAGCCUGACCUUCAAGCACUAUAAUUUUGAUGCUAAGGGGAACAUUCCUCAGUGUGGAUCGAUACACCCCCUCAUGAAAAUAAGAGAGGAUUUUAAAAGAAUAUUUAUUGAGUUAGGCUUUAGCGAGAUGCCAACUGAUCAGUAUGUAGAGUCGUCUUUCUGGAAUUUCGAUGUAUUGUUCCAACCUCAGAACCAUCCAUCUAGAGAUGCCCAUGACACAUUCUUCCUCUUGAAUCCAGAGCUUAGCCUAAACUUCCCGAAAGAUUAUCUCAAUGAGGUUAAGGAAACCCACUGUGGAGGAAAAUACGGGUCUUUAGGAUACAUGAACAACUGGGACAUUAAAGAGGCACAAAAGAACAUAUUAAGAACACAUACAACUUCUGUAAGCGCUCGGAAUCUGUACAAGCUUGCAAAGGAAGGAUUUAAGCCUGUGAAGCUUUUUUCGAUUGAUAAGGUUUUUAGGAAUGAGAGUGUUGAUGCAACUCAUCUAGCCGAAUUUCACCAAGUGGAGGGGUUAAUAGCUGGAAAAGGUCUAAACAUAACUCAUCUCAUGGGAAUCCUUCAGGAGUUCUUUAACAGACUAGGGAUGUGCGACAUCAGAUUUAAGCCUGCAUUCAAUCCAUAUACGGAGCCUUCAAUGGAAGUUUUUGGAUACCAUAAGGGAAUGAAUCGAUGGAUGGAAGUUGGGAAUUCGGGGAUAUUUCGGCCAGAAAUGUUAGGACCUAUGGGGUUUGAUUCUGAUGUAAGUGUUAUUGCUUGGGGAUUAUCUUUGGAAAGGCCUGCCAUGAUAAAGUAUGGGCUGAAGAACAUCAGGGAGCUUGUUGGGCACAAAGUUGACAUCGAAUUCUCAAGAAAAAGUGAAAUAUGCUUUUUUGAUUAA
This is a messenger RNA of Encephalitozoon romaleae SJ-2008, 1419 nucleotides long. RefSeq names its product phenylalanyl-tRNA synthetase subunit beta. Bases 1 to 1419 code for a protein of 472 amino acids. Gene Ontology annotation, biological process: phenylalanyl-tRNA aminoacylation. The record is from RefSeq and is a predicted model, not a curated record. Gene Ontology annotation, cellular component: cytosol; cytoplasm; phenylalanine-tRNA ligase complex. Gene Ontology annotation, molecular function: phenylalanine-tRNA ligase activity; ATP binding; tRNA binding. NCBI's taxonomy places the organism in Eukaryota, Fungi, Microsporidia, Unikaryonidae. The transcript has a single exon.